UCUGUUUUUGGAUUUUAUGUUUUUAGGGUUUGUUCGUGUUUGAUUUUGUGAAUUUGUGAAUGAUUUGCUUAAUUUUUGCUCCUCCUGGACUGGAAUCACAACUCUCUACGGUUCAGCCUUCACGUUAGGUUUUUAUACUAAUCAAGCAAUCAACCCUUUUCCCCACUCUGCAGAACUUUCAGGAUUCUAGUUGUAGAUUUGUCAAUUGCUUCGAUUUUAGGGUUUUGUAGGGUUCUUGAGCUGUACUUUUCUCUAAGCAUUCUUGGAAAGUCUUCUUUAUCGGUCACCGAGAAAGCAUGGCAGGAGGGAAAAUCGUGAAGGCAAAGCCUGCACGUGGAGGUGCGGGGUCUUCGAAUCACUAUCAAGGAGGUAUAUCGUUCCAUAAAUCAAAGGGUCAGCAUAUUCUGAAGAACCCUUUACUCGUUGAUUCGAUCGUCCAGAAAGCUGGCAUCAAUAGCACGGAUGUGAUUCUUGAAAUUGGUCCUGGUACGGGAAAUCUUACCAAGAAACUUCUAGAAGCUGGAAAGUCUGUUGUUGCUGUUGAGCUUGACCCACGUAUGGUCCUCGAGUUGCAGCGUCGUUUUCAGGGCACCCCGUUCUCUAACCGACUCAAGGUUAUCCAAGGAGAUGUGCUCAAAUGCGAUCUUCCGUAUUUCGACAUUUGCGUAGCCAACAUUCCGUACCAGAUAUCAUCUCCUCUUACCUUCAAACUAUUAAAUCACCGGCCGUUAUUCAGAUGUGCGGUGAUAAUGUUCCAAAGGGAAUUCGCCAUGAGAUUAGUGGCUCAACCUGGCGACACUCUCUAUUGCCGCCUUUCGGUAAACACCCAACUUUUAUCUCGCGUUUCCCACUUACUAAAAGUUGGAAGAAACAACUUCCGGCCCCCACCAAAAGUCGACUCGUCAGUUGUCAGAAUCGAGCCAAGAAAACCGGCCCCGGUGGUCAACUUUAAAGAAUGGGACGGUUUGGUCCGAAUUUGUUUCACCAGAAAGAACAAAACCCUCGGAGCAAUCUUCAGGCAGAAACGUGUACUUUCAAUUCUCGAGAAAAACUACAAAACCCUCCAAGCGUUACAACUUUCUCAGGGUACCGACGAUCAAAUGGCAACAGAUGCUUCUGUUCUUGGAGAUUCCAGUGAGUUGACCAUGUUGGCCGAUGACGACGCCGAAGACAAUGACGAUGACGUUGAUGAUAUGGAAAUGGACGAUGGUGAGAAAAAAGGGUCGGAAUUCAAAGAAAAGAUUCUCGGUGUGUUGAAACAAGGAGAAUUCGAAGAAAAACGAUCAUCGAAACUCGCACAAGCGGAUUUUAUGCAUUUGCUAUCGCUAUUUAACCAAGCCGGAAUCCAUUUUUCUUGAGUGAUUGCAAAUGUUCUUGUUGUUUUAGUUGGACGUGCGAUUUUAGGGUUUUGUUGAUUUGAUAGUGAUUUGUUAUCAUUUUUGGUAGUGUGAAAUACUUUUGACAAAGAUAAUGAAGUCUAAUGACGAUAUUCAUGUU
Cynara cardunculus var. scolymus (artichoke) is the source of this 1497-nucleotide messenger RNA. RefSeq names its product ribosomal RNA small subunit methyltransferase. Gene Ontology annotation, molecular function: rRNA (adenine-N6,N6-)-dimethyltransferase activity. Gene Ontology annotation, biological process: rRNA methylation. The transcript has 4 exons. Gene Ontology annotation, cellular component: mitochondrial matrix. The record is from RefSeq and is a predicted model, not a curated record. Bases 297 to 1358 code for a protein of 353 amino acids. Lineage: Eukaryota; Viridiplantae; Streptophyta; Magnoliopsida; Asterales; Asteraceae.